Messenger RNA from Soboliphyme baturini, 837 nucleotides. The record is from the annotation of a GenBank genome assembly. Lineage: Eukaryota; Metazoa; Nematoda; Enoplea; Dioctophymatida; Soboliphymatidae.
UUAAUCUUGCUGUCGAUUACGUUUCCAUUUCUUGUUUCAUGGUAAACUGAUACAAUUGUUCGUAUAGGAGCCGAACAAGAAAUUCUUCCGCCGGGGAAAUCUGACUGCCAAGCAAACAGAAGAAUAUUGGAAGAAGUUUUACGAGAAACAUCAGGAACUGUUGUCGAAGAAAGAAGACGAUGAGUUGGAAUCAGUGUCGAAACUAGAAAUCGAUCACGACGAAGCUUGCAGCGAAUGCUCAAUAUCAGAAGGCCUACGCAACGAUCUGAAGGCUGCUAUGGUCAAGGUGGAUCAGGAAUACCUGAACGAGAUCAUACAUGGUGAGAGCGAAGAGCAGAAGAAACACGACGUGAAAGUCGACGACGACUGUAUCACGCUGAAAGAAAUCACGGAAAUGGCUGAACAUCUGGAAAAAGGAGACGUGGCUAAAGACUGCCUGUUGGUUUCGUCAUUUCUCAACCUGAUCAUCCAAAAAUGGGGUAAGCAACUGAACAGCCGCCCAGAAGAGGAAAAAAGAAGCCCGCAAGGAAAGUUCACGAGCGCAACGUUCACUCAGACAAUGGAAUAUAUCAACCCGCUGCUCAGACAACUUAAAGCAAAAUCUGUAGCAUCAGAUAUCUUGGAGCAUCUCGUGAACAUCGUAUUGUGUCUGUUAGAGAGAGACUACGUCCAGGCAAACAACCACUACAUGGAAAUGGCGAUCGGCAACGCUCCUUGGCCGGUGGGCGUAACCGCUUCGGGAAUUCACAAGCGACCUGGUAGUGAAAAACUAUACGUUCGAAACGUUGCCCACGUUUUAAACGACGAAGUUCAACGGAAAUAUAUUCAGGUAUAGCA